GGUGGGCGGGAGGAAAGAGAGAGCGAGCGAGAGAGAGCGUGGAGAGGAGAGGGAGAACGAGCGAGCGCGGAGAGAGAGGGGGAGGGGGAAUGAGAGCGCGAGGCGCCUCGCGUCGGCUCCUUAGCCUGGGCGGAAAGAGCCGAGCGCAGCCCGAGCGCUGUAUUAAAAUGGCGGCGGCGGCGGCGGUGGCCGCGGCGUCUUGUAGGUGGUGAAGUGACUCUGCUGCUUCUCUCCCGCCCCCUUCCUCUCCCCUCCCCCGUCCUUCCCCCCCUUCCUCGCCGCCGGCGCCUCCGCGCCCCUCCGGCCUGCGCACCACCCCUCGCCCCCUUCCGCUCCCCCGCCCGCUCCGGGGACCGCCGGCCCCCUCCCCCCCAUCCUCCGGCUCCCCGCCCAGUCCCCGCCGCCGCCCGCCCUCGUCGCCUCCCCGCCCCGCCGGCCGGCCUCCUCCUCCGCCUCUCUCCCCUCCCCCCCGCCGGCCGGGCUCAGUCAGUGCGAACCUUAGCGGGGGAGGGGGGGGCGGCGGCCGAACGAUGUGUGAGAACUGCGCAGACCUGGUGGAGGUGUUAAAUGAAAUAUCAGAUGUAGAAGGUGGUGAUGGACUGCAGCUUAGGAAGGAACAUACUCUCAAAAUUUUUGCUUAUAUCAAUUCCUGGACACAGAGGCAAUGCCUGUGCUGCUUCAAGGAAUAUAAGCAUUUGGAGAUUUUUAACCAAGUAGUGUGUGCACUUAUUAACUUAGUGAUUGCCCAAGUUCAAGUGCUCCGGGACCAGCUUUGUAAACAUUGUACUACUAUUAACAUAGAUUCCACGUGGCAAGAUGAGAGUAAUCAAGCGGAAGAACCACUGAGUAUAGAUAGAGAGUGUAAUGAAGAAAGUACAGAAAGACAAAAGUCAAUAGAAAAGAAACCAAACUCUACAAGAAUUUGUAAUCUGACUGAGGAGGAAUCUUCAAAGAGCUCUGAUCCCUUUAGUUUAUGGAGUACAGAUGAGAAGGAAAAACUCUUACUAUGUGUAGCAAAAAUUUUUCAAAUUCAGUUUCCCUUAUAUACUGCUUACAAACAUAAUACUCAUCCUACUAUAGAGGAUAUAUCAACUCAAGAAAGUAACAUAUUAGGGGCAUUCUGUGAUAUGAAUGAUGUAGAAGUACCAUUGCAUUUGCUUCGGUAUGUCUGUCUGUUCUGUGGGAAAAAUGGCCUUUCUCUCAUGAAGGAUUGCUUUGAAUAUGGAACCCCGGAAACAUUGCCAUUUCUUAUAGCACAUGCAUUUAUUACGGUUGUGUCUAAUAUUAGAAUAUGGCUACAUAUCCCUGCUGUAAUGCAGCACAUUAUACCUUUUAGAACCUAUGUUAUCAGGUAUUUAUGCAAGCUCUCUGAUCAGGAGUUAAGACAGAGUGCAGCUCGUAACAUGGCUGAUUUAAUGUGGAGCACAGUGAAGGAACCGUUGGAUACAACAUUAUGCUUUGAUAAAGAAAGCCUGGAUCUUGCAUUUAAGUACUUUAUGUCACCUACUUUAACAAUGAGGUUGGCUGGAUUGAGUCAGAUAACAAAUCAACUUCACACCUUCAAUGAUGUGUGCAAUAAUGAAUCAUUGGUAUCAGACACAGAAACGUCCAUUGCAAAAGAACUUGCAGACUGGCUUAUUAGCAACAAUGUAGUGGAGCAUAUAUUUGGACCAAAUUUACAUAUUGAGAUUAUCAAACAGUGCCAAGUGAUUUUGAAUUUCUUGGCUGCAGAAGGGCGAUUGAGUACUCAGCAUAUUGACUGCAUUUGGGCUGCAGCACAGUUGAAACAUUGUAGUCGGUACAUUCAUGACUUAUUUCCAUCACUCAUCAAAAAUUUGGAUCCUGUACCACUUAGACAUCUCCUUAAUUUGGUCUCAGCUCUUGAGCCAAGUGUUCAUACUGAACAGACAUUGUACUUGGCUUCUAUGUUAAUUAAAGCAUUGUGGAAUAAUGCACUGGCAGCUAAGGCUCAACUGUCCAAACAGAGUUCUUUUGCAUCUUUAUUGAACACUAAUAUUCCCAUUGGAAAUAAAAAAGAGGAAGAAGAACUCAGAAGAGCAGCACCAUCUCCUUGGUCACCUGCAGCAAGCCCUCAAAGCAGUGAUAAUAGUGAUACACAUCAAAGUGGAGGGAGUGACAUUGAAAUGGAUGAGCAACUUAUUAAUAGAACCAAGCAUGUGCAGCAGCGACUUUCAGACACAGAGGAAUCCAUGCAGGGGAGUUCUGAUGAAACUGCCAACAGUGGUGAAGAUGGAAGCAGUGGUCCUGGUAGCAGCAGUGGACAUAGUGAUGGAUCUAGCAAUGAGGUCAAUUCUAGCCACGCAAGCCAGUCAGCUGGGAGCCCUGGAAGUGAGGUACAGUCAGAAGACAUUGCAGAUAUUGAAGCCCUUAAAGAAGAAGAAGAUGAUGAUGAUCGUGGUCACAGUCCUCCCAAAAGCAGUUGUGGAACAGAUCUUCGAAACAGAAAGUUAGAAAGUCAAGCAGGCAUUUGCUUAGGGGAAUCACAAGGUCUAUCUGAAAGAAAUGUCACAAGCAACGGAACAGGAAAAGACUUAGUUUUUAACACUGAGUCUUUGCCCUCAGUAGAUAAUCGGAUACGAAUGCUUGAUGCCUGUGCUCAUUCUGAAGACACAGAACAUGAUCUUUCAGGGGAAAUGAAUGCUGCUCACAUAGCACAGGGUUCUCAGGAGUCUUGUAUCACACGAACUGGGGAUUUCCUUGGGGAGACUAUUGGGAAUGAAUUAUUUAAUUGUCGCCAGUUUAUUGGCCCACAACAUCACCACCACCACCACCACCACCACCACCACCACCACCACCACCACCAUGAUGGGCAUAUGGUUGAUGACAUGUUAAGUGCAGAUGAUGUUAGUUGCAGUAGUUCACAGGUCAGUGCAAAAUCAGAAAAAAAUAUGGCUGAUUUUGAUGGUGAAGAAUCUGGAUGUGAAGAAGAAUUAGUUCAAAUUAAUUCACAUGCAGAACUAACAUCUCAUCUCCAACAGCAUCUUCCCAAUUUGGCAUCUAUAUACCAUGAACAUCUUAGUCAAGGACCUGCUGUGCAUAAACAUCAAUUUAACAGUAAUGCUGUGACAGACAUUAAUUUGGAUAAUGUUUGCAAGAAAGGAAACACUUUGUUGUGGGAUAUCGUGCAAGAUGAUGAUGCAGUUAAUCUUUCUGAAGGACUUAUAAAUGAAGCAGAGAAACUUCUUUGUUCUUUAGUAUGUUGGUUUACGGAUAGACAAAUUCGAAUGAGAUUCAUUGAAGGUUGCCUUGAAAAUUUAGCAAACAACAGAUCAGUAGUAAUUUCCCUUCGUCUUCUUCCAAAACUGUUUGGUACCUUUCAGCAAUUUGGGAGCAGUUAUGAUACCCAUUGGAUUACAAUGUGGGCCGAGAAAGAACUGAACAUGAUGAAGCUUUUCUUUGAUAACCUGGUAUACUACAUUCAAGCUGUAAGAGAAGGAAGACAAAAACAUGCACUGUACAGUCAUAGUGCUGAAGUUCAAGUUAGACUUCAAUUCCUGACUUGUGUAUUUUCGACCCUGGGAUCACCUGAUCAUUUCAGAUUAAGUUUAGAACAAGUUGACAUUUUAUGGCAUUGUUUAGUGGAAGAUUCUGAGUGUUAUGAUGAUGCACUUCAUUGGUUUUUAAAUCAAGUUCGAAGUAAAGAUCAACAUGCUAUGGGAAUGGAAACCUACAAACAUCUCUUCUUGGAGAAGAUGCCCCAGCUAAAACCUGAAACGAUUAGCAUGACUGGAUUAAACCUGUUUCAACAUUUGUGUAACUUGGCUAGAUUGGCUACCAGUGCCUAUGAUGGUGGUUCAAACUCUGAGCUAUGUGGUAUGGACCAAUUUUGGGGCAUUGCUUUAAGGGCACAAUCUGGUGAUGUCAGUCGAGCAGCCAUUCAGUAUAUUAACUCCUAUUACAUUAAUGGUAAAACAGGUUUGGAGAAGGAGCAAGAAUUUAUUAGUAAGUGCAUGGAAAGUCUUAUGAUAGCUUCUAGCAGUCUUGAACAAGAAUCACACUCAAGUCUUACAGUUAUAGAAAGAGGAUUGCUUAUGUUGAAGACACAUUUGGAAGCAUUUAGAAGAAGGUUUGCAUAUCAUCUGAGGCAGUGGCAAAUAGAAGGCACCGGUAUUAGUAGUCAUUUGAAAGCCCUGAGUGACAAACAGUCUUUGCCGUUAAGGGUUGUAUGCCAGCCAGCUGGGCUUCCAGAUAAGAUGACUAUUGAAAUGUAUCCUAGUGACCAGGUAGCAGAUCUUAGGGCUGAAGUAACUCAUUGGUAUGAAAAUUUACAGAAAGAACAAAUAAAUCAACAAGCUCAACUUCAGGAGUUUGGUCAAAGCAGCAGAAAGGCAGAGUUUCCUGGUGGGCUCAUGGGACCUGUCAGGAUGAUUUCAUCUGGACAUGAGUUAACAACAGAUUAUGAUGAAAAAGCACUUCAUGAGCUUGGUUUUAAGGAUAUGCAGAUGGUGUUUGUAUCUUUGGGUGCACCAAGGAGAGAACGAAAAGGAGAAGGUGUUCAACUGCCUGCAUCUUGCUUGCCACCACCUCAGAAGGACAACAUUCCGAUGCUUUUGCUUUUACAAGAGCCUCAUUUAACUACUCUAUUUGAUUUACUAGAAAUGCUUGCAACAUUCAAACCACCCUCAGGAAAAGUGGCAGUGGAUGAUAGUGAGAGCUUGAGAUGUGAGGAACUUCAUCUUCAUGCAGAAAAUCUAUCUAGGCGUGUCUGGGAGCUGCUGAUGCUUCUUCCUACAUGUCCUAAUAUGCUGAUGGCAUUCCAAAAUAUCUCAGAUGAACAGAGUAAUGAUGGACCUCAUUGGAAGGAACUUCUCAAAAUUAAAAGUGCUCACAAGCUAUUAUAUGCUCUGGAAAUUAUUGAAGCCCUGGGAAAACCUAACAGAAGAAUAAGGAGAGAGUCAACGGGAAGUUAUAGUGAUCUUUAUCCAGAUUCUGAUGAUUCAAGUGAGGAUCAGGUAGAAAAUAGUAAAAAUUCCUGGAGUUGCAAGUUUGUUGCUGCUGGUGGGCUUCAGCAGUUAUUAGAAAUUUUUAAUUCUGGAAUUCUAGAGCCUAAAGAUCAGGAAUCUUGGACUGUGUGGCAGCUAGACUGUCUUGCUUGCUUGCUGAAAUUAAUCUGCCAGUUUGCAGUAGAUCCAUCUGAUUUGGAUUUAGCUUAUCAUGAUGUGUUUGCCUGGUCUGGUAUAGCUGAAAGCCAUAGGAAAAGAACCUGGCCUGGCAAAUCAAGGAAGGCUGCUGGUGAUCAUGCCAAGGGUCUCCAUAUACCACGAUUAACCGAGGUGUUUCUUGUUCUUGUCCAAGGAACCAGUCUGAUUCAGCGACUUAUGUCUGUUGCGUAUACAUAUGAUAAUCUGGCUCCUAGAGUUCUGAAAGCUCAGACUGAUCACAGAUCUAGACAUGAAGUUUCACAUUAUUCAAUGUGGCUCCUGGUCAGUUGGGCUCAUUGCUGUUCUUCAGUGAAAUCUAGCCUUGCUGAUAGUGAUUAUUUACAAGAUUGGCUGAAAAAACUGACUCUCCUUAUUCCUGAGACUGCAGUUCGUCAUGAAUCUUGCAAUGGUCUCUAUAAGUUAUCUCUGUCAGGCUUAGAUGGAGGAGAUUCAAUCCAUCGCUCUUUUCUGCUUUUGGCUGCCUCAACAUUGUUGAAAUUUCUUCCUGAUGCUCAAGCACUCAAACCUAUCAGGAUAGAUGAUUAUGAGGAAGAACCAAUGUUAAAACCUGGAUGCAAAGAAUAUUUUUGGUUGCUGUGCAAAUUAGUUGAUAACAUACAUAUAAAGGAUGCUAGUCAGACAACACUCCUCGACUUAGAUGCUUUGGCAAGACAUUUGGCUGACUGUAUUCGAAGUAGGGAGAUCCUUGAUCAUCAAGAUGGUAAUGUAGAAGAUGAUGGGCUUACUGGACUUCUAAGGCUUGCCACAAGUGUUAUUAAACACAAACCUCCUUUUAAAUUUUCAAGGGAAGGACAGGAAUUUUUAAGAGAUAUCUUCAAUCUCCUAUUUUUAUUGCCCAAUCUCAAAGAUAGACAACAGCCAAAAUGCAAAUCACAUUCUUCAAGAGCUGCUGCCUAUGAUUUGUUAGUAGAAAUGGUGAAGGGUUCUGUGGAGAACUACAGGCUGAUACACAACUGGGUUAUGGCACAACACAUGCAGUCCCAUGCACCUUAUAAGUGGGACUAUUGGCCUCAUGAGGAUGUUCGUGCAGAAUGUAGAUUUGUUGGCCUGACUAACCUGGGAGCUACUUGUUACUUGGCUUCCACUAUCCAACAACUGUAUAUGAUUCCUGAGGCAAGACAGGCUGUCUUUACUGCUAAGUAUUCAGAAGAUAUGAAGCACAAAACUACCCUUCUGGAGCUUCAGAAAAUGUUUACAUAUUUAAUGGAGAGUGAAUGUAAAGCAUAUAAUCCUCGGCCUUUCUGUAAAACAUAUACCAUGGAUAAGCAGCCUCUGAAUACUGGAGAGCAGAAAGAUAUGACAGAAUUUUUUACUGAUCUGAUUACUAAAAUUGAAGAAAUGUCUCCAGAACUGAAAAAUACCGUGAAAAGUUUAUUUGGAGGUGUAAUUACCAACAAUGUUGUGUCUUUAGACUGUGAACAUGUUAGUCAAACUGCUGAAGAGUUUUAUACUGUGAGGUGCCAAGUAGCUGAUAUGAAAAACAUUUAUGAAUCUCUUGAUGAAGUUACUAUUAAAGACACUUUAGAAGGUGAUAAUAUGUAUACUUGUUCUCAUUGUGGGAAGAAAGUACGAGCUGAGAAAAGGGCAUGUUUUAAGAAAUUACCUCGAAUUCUGAGUUUCAAUACAAUGAGGUAUACAUUUAAUAUGGUCACAAUGAUGAAAGAGAAAGUGAAUACACACUUUUCCUUCCCCUUACGUUUGGAUAUGACACCAUAUACAGAAGAUUUUCUUAUGGGAAAGAGUGACAGGAAAGAAGGUUUUAAGGAAGUCAGUGAUCAGUCAAAAGACACAGAGAGCUAUGAGUAUGACUUGAUAGGAGUGACGGUUCACACAGGAACUGCAGAUGGUGGACACUAUUACAGCUUCAUUAGAGAUAUAGUCAAUCCACAUGCAUAUAAAAACAACAAGUGGUAUCUUUUUAAUGAUGCUGAAGUAAAACCUUUUGAUUCUGCACAACUUGCUUCUGAAUGUUUUGGUGGUGAGAUGACAACGAAGACUUAUGAUUCUGUCACAGAUAAAUUCAUGGAUUUCUCCUUUGAAAAGACACAUAGUGCAUAUAUGCUAUUUUACAAACGCAUGGAACCAGAAGAAGAAAAUGGUAGAGAAUAUAAAUUUGAUGUUUCAUCAGAAUUACUGGAGUGGAUUUGGCAUGAUAAUAUGCAGUUUCUUCAAGACAAAAACAUUUUUGAACACACGUAUUUUGGGUUUAUGUGGCAGUUGUGUAGUUGUAUUCCAAGUACAUUACCAGAUCCUAAAGCUGUAUCCCUAAUGACAGCAAAGUUAAGUACUUCCUUUGUCCUAGAGACAUUUAUUCAUUCAAAAGAGAAGCCUACUAUGCUUCAGUGGAUUGAAUUAUUGACCAAACAAUUUAAUAAUAGCCAAGCAGCUUGUGAGUGGUUUUUGGAUCGCAUGGCUGACGAUGACUGGUGGCCAAUGCAAAUCCUAAUUAAGUGUCCUAAUCAGAUUGUGAGACAGAUGUUUCAGCGCUUAUGUAUACAUGUGAUUCAGAGAUUGAGACCUGUGCACGCUCAUUUCUAUCUGCAGCCAGGAAUGGAAGAUGGGUCUGAUGAUAUGGAUGCCUCAGUAGAAGAUAUUGGUGGUCGUUCCUGUGUCACUCGAUUUGUGAGAACUCUGUUAUUAAUUAUGGAACAUGGUGUAAAACCUCAUAGUAAACAUCUUACAGAGUAUUUUGCCUUCCUUUACGAAUUUGCCAAAAUGGGUGAAGAAGAGAGCCAGUUUUUGCUUUCCUUGCAAGCCAUAUCUACAAUGGUACAUUUUUAUAUGGGAACCAAAGGACCUGAAAAUCCUCAAGUUGAAGUAUUGUCAGAAGAAGAAGGAGAAGAAGAAGAAGAAGAAGAAGAUAUCCUCUCUCUGGCAGAAGAAAAAUACAGACCAGCUGCCCUUGAAAAGAUGAUAGCUUUAGUUGCUCUUUUGGUUGAACAGUCUCGCUCAGAAAGGCAUUUGACAUUAUCACAGACUGACAUGGCAUCAUUAACAGGAGGAAAGGGAUUUCCCUUCUUAUUUCAACAUAUUCGUGAUGGCAUCAAUAUAAGACAAACUUGUAAUCUAAUUUUCAGCCUGUGUCGGUAUAAUAAUCGACUUGCUGAACAUAUUGUAUCUAUGCUUUUCACAUCAAUAGCAAAGUUGACUCCUGAGGCAGCCAAUCCUUUCUUUAAAUUGUUAACUAUGCUAAUGGAAUUUGCUGGUGGUCCUCCAGGCAUGCCUCCCUUUGCCUCUUACAUUCUGCAAAGGAUAUGGGAGGUGAUUGAAUACAAUCCUUCUCAGUGUCUGGAUUGGUUAGCAGUACAAACACCCCGAAAUAAACUGGCACACAGCUGGGUCCUACAGAAUAUGGAAAACUGGGUUGAACGGUUUCUUUUGGCUCACAAUUAUCCUAGAGUCAGGACUUCUGCAGCUUAUCUUCUGGUGUCCCUUAUACCAAGCAAUUCAUUCCGCCAGAUGUUCCGGUCAACAAGGUCUUUGCACAUCCCAACCCGUGACCUUCCACUCAGUCCAGACACAACAGUAGUCCUACAUCAGGUCUACAACGUACUCCUUGGUUUGCUCUCAAGAGCCAAACUUUAUGUUGAUGCUGCUGUUCAUGGCACUACAAAGUUAGUGCCCUAUUUUAGCUUUAUGACUUACUGUUUAAUUUCCAAAACUGAGAAGCUGAUGUUUUCCACAUAUUUCAUGGAUUUGUGGAACCUUUUCCAGCCUAAACUUUCUGAGCCAGCAAUAGCUACAAAUCACAAUAAACAGGCUUUGCUUUCAUUUUGGUACAAUGUGUGUGCUGACUGUCCAGAGAAUAUCCGCCUUAUUGUUCAAAACCCAGUGGUAACCAAGAACAUUGCCUUCAAUUACAUCCUUGCUGACCAUGAUGAUCAGGAUGUGGUGCUUUUUAACCGUGGGAUGCUGCCUGCUUACUACGGCAUUCUGAGGCUCUGCUGUGAGCAAUCUCCUGCAUUCACACGACAGCUGGCUUCUCACCAGAACAUCCAGUGGGCCUUUAAGAAUCUUACACCACAUGCCAGCCAAUAUCCUGGAGCAGUGGAAGAAUUAUUUAAUUUGAUGCAGCUAUUUAUAGCUCAGAGGCCUGACCUGAGAGAAGAAGAACUAGAAGAUAUUAAACAGUUUAAGAAAACAACCAUAAGUUGUUACUUACGUUGCUUAGAUGGCCGUUCCUGCUGGACUACUUUAAUAAGUGCCUUCAGAAUACUAUUAGAAUCGGAUGAAGACAGGCUUCUUGUUAUAUUUAAUCGAGGGUUGAUCUUGAUGACUGAGUCUUUCAACACAUUGCACAUGAUGUAUCAUGAAGCUACAGCUUGCCAUGUGACUGGAGACUUAGUAGAACUUCUCUCAAUAUUCCUUUCGGUUUUGAAGUCUACACGUCCAUAUCUCCAGAGAAAAGAUGUGAAACAAGCAUUAAUCCAGUGGCAAGAACGAAUUGAAUUUGCCCAUAAACUGUUAACUCUUCUUAAUUCCUAUAGCCCCCCAGAGCUAAGAAAUGCCUGUAUAGAUGUCCUCAAGGAACUUGUGCUUUUGAGUCCCCAUGACUUCCUUCAUACUCUGGUUCCAUUUCUACAACACAACCAUUGUACUUACCAUCACAGUAAUAUACCAAUGUCUCUUGGACCUUAUUUCCCUUGUCGAGAAAAUAUCAAGCUAAUAGGAGGGAAAAGCAAUAUUCGGCCUCCGCGCCCUGAACUCAAUAUGUGCCUCUUGCCCACAAUGGUGGAAACCAGUAAGGGCAAAGAUGACGUUUAUGAUCGUAUGCUGCUAGACUACUUCUUUUCUUAUCAUCAGUUCAUCCAUCUAUUAUGCCGAGUUGCAAUCAACUGUGAAAAAUUUACUGAAACAUUAGUUAAGCUGAGUGUCCUAGUUGCCUAUGAAGGCUUGCCACUUCAUCUUGCACUGUUUCCCAAACUUUGGACUGAGCUAUGCCAGACUCAGUCUGCCAUGUCAAAAAACUGCAUCAAGCUUUUGUGUGAAGAUCCUGUUUUCGCUGAAUAUAUAAAAUGUAUCCUAAUGGAUGAAAGAACCUUUCUAAACAACAAUAUAGUCUACACAUUCAUGACACAUUUCCUUCUAAAGGUUCAAAGUCAAGUGUUUUCUGAAGCAAACUGUGCCAAUUUGAUUAGUACCCUUAUUACAAACUUGAUAAAUCAGUAUCAAAACCUACAAUCUGAUUUCACCAACCGAGUUGAAAUUUCCAAAGCAAGUGCUUCUUUAAAUGGGGACCUGCGGGCACUUGCUUUACUCUUGUCAGUACACACUCCCAAACAAUUAAACCCAGCUCUAAUCCCAACUCUGCAAGAACUUUUAAACAAAUGUAGGACGUGUCUACAACAGAGAAACUCACUCCAAGAGCAAGAAGCCAAAGAAAGAAAAACUAAAGAUGACGAAGGGGCAACUCCUGUUAAAAGAAGGCGCGUUAGCAGUGACGAGGAACACACUGUAGACAGCUGCAUCAGCGACAUGAAAACAGAAACCAGGGAGGUCCUGACCCCAACCAGCACUUCAGACAAUGAGACAAGAGACUCUUCAAUUAUUGAUCCAGGCACUGAGCAAGAUCUUCCUUCCCCUGAAAAUAGUUCUGUUAAAGAAUACCGAAUGGAAGUUCCAUCUUCAUUUUCAGAAGACAUAGCAAACAUCAGGUCACAGCAUACAGAAGAACAGUCCAACAAUGGUAGAUUUGAAGACUGUAAAGAAUUUAAAGACCUCCACUGUUCUAAGGAUUCUACCAUAGCUGAAGAAGAACCUGAGUUCCCGUCUACUUCCAUCUCUGCUGUUCUGUCUGACUUAGCUGAUUUGAGAAGCUGUGAUGGUCAAGCUUUGUCCUCUGCUGACCCUGAAGCUGCUUUGUCUCUCAGUUGUGGCCAUUCCAGAGGACUCUUUAGUCACAUGCAGCAACAUGACAUUUUAGAUACCCUGUGUAGGACCAUUGAAUCUACAAUCCACAUGGUCACAAGGAUAUCUGGCAAAGGAAACCACGCUGCUUCUUGACAUUAGAUGUAGCAUGUCUACUUUUAAGUCCCUCCUCCUGAUGCUGUUUGUAUAAGUUUUGCUUAUUUGUUUUUGUGCUUCAGUUUGUCCAGUGCUCUCUGCUUGAAUGGCAAGAUAGAUUUAUAGGCUUAAUUCUUGGUCAGGCAGAAUUUCAGAUUGAAAAAAAAAACAAACAAAAAACUUGCAUCUUCAGUAACUUUCUAAAGGGCAAUCAGAUAAUGGAUAUGUUUUAUGUAAUUAAGAGUUCACUGUAGUGGCUUUUGUUUAAUAUGGCUGUCUGGGAGAAACGGGGUUCCUUCACCCUGUAAAAUGUAAUUUAAACUUACAGCAUUUUUACUGUGUAUAAUAUGGUGUCCUCUGUGCCAGUUUUGUACCUUAUAAUAGAGGCAGAUUGCCUCCAAUCGCUGUGGUUCUUAUUAUCAAAAUUAAGUUUACUUGUAUACGGAACAACCACAAGAAAUUUGAUUCUGUAAAGAAUCCUCUUUAGCUGUGGCCUGGCAGUAUAUAAAUGGUGCUUUAUUUAACAGAAUACCUGUGGAGGAAAUAAAGCACACUUGAUGUAAAAAUAAUUGUUUUAUUUUUAUUGACAUGACUGACUGCUAUUCUGUGCACUUAAUUAAAUUGAUUGUGAUGACUUUU
Perognathus longimembris pacificus (Pacific pocket mouse) is the source of this 11825-nucleotide messenger RNA. RefSeq names its product ubiquitin specific peptidase 34 (gene Usp34). Gene Ontology annotation, biological process: protein deubiquitination. The transcript has 80 exons. The record is from RefSeq and is a predicted model, not a curated record. NCBI's taxonomy places the organism in Eukaryota, Metazoa, Chordata, Mammalia, Rodentia, Heteromyidae. Gene Ontology annotation, molecular function: cysteine-type endopeptidase activity; cysteine-type deubiquitinase activity. Gene Ontology annotation, cellular component: nucleus; cytosol. The coding region runs from base 531 to 11186 and encodes 3551 amino acids.